UUGUGAGGAGAAAUUCCACAAAAAAAUAUUUAGAAUUGACAUAUUAAGGGCCACCGGCAUCCUAACCCACCGAGAAUCCUGCUAAAAAUUUCCUUCCUCUCUCGAUUUCGUCUUCCAAUUUUAUAAUCAUCUCUUUCUCUGACGACGAUAACCGGUGCCGGUCUGUAUCCCGCUGGAAUAUCUAUUCGCUCUCCGGCAUCUAACUUUGUAGCUCUUGCGUUUCCUUCGAUCUGUAAGCAACGGAAUCAUGAAUCCUGAAUAGAUGUGAUGUGCCUGAAUACCAUGUGUGUGGCAAUGAUUAUUUGUUCAAGCUUUUGCUUAUUGGAGACUCUGGUGUUGGAAAAUCAUGUCUACUUCUGAGGAUGAUUCCUAUCUUGAGAGUUACAUCAGUACUAUUGGAGUUGACUUUAAAAUCCGCACCGUGGAACAGGAUGGAAAGACCAUUAAACUCCAAAUUUGGGAUACGGCUGGCCAAGAACGUUUUAGAACAAUCACAAGCAGCUACUAUCGUGGGGCUCAUGGCAUCAUUGUUGUUUAUGAUGUCACGGAUCAAGAGAGCUUCAAUAACGUUAAGCAAUGGUUGAAUGAAAUUGAUCGCUAUGCAAGUGAAAAUGUUAACAAACUUUUGGUUGGGAACAAGUGUGACCUCACAGCGAACAAAGUUGUCUCCUAUGAAACGGCAAAGGCAUUUGCUGAUGAAAUUGGGAUCCCUUUUAUGGAAGCAAGUGCAAAAAAUGCCACCAAUGUGGAAGAGGCUUUCAUGGCCAUGGCUGCUGAGAUCAAGAAUAGGAUGGCAAGCCAACCGUCCAUGAACAAUGCCAGCCCUCCAACAGUGCAGAUUCGAGGACAGCCGGUUAACCAGAAGUCUGGCUGCUGCUCUUCUUGAACUUGAAGAAAGAAUUAGCCUUAACUCUGUUUCUUUGUGGCAUGUAAGUAAAACUAGUUUUCAAAUUUGCUCAGACGUGAAGAAGAUUAUGGUUAUGAAUUUCUGUGUUGUCUAUUCAACACAUUGUCAAAACUAAAGUUCUUUAGAUGUAUUUGAUUUAAAGUAACAUUCAUUUGUACAAAUCAGUCAUAUUAGUGAGUUGCCUAGAAUUUGACCCUUAA
Molecule: messenger RNA, 1107 nt
Organism: Tripterygium wilfordii
Lineage: Eukaryota; Viridiplantae; Streptophyta; Magnoliopsida; Celastrales; Celastraceae
Product: GTP-binding protein YPTM2-like
Exons: 9
Coding region: 347-886 (179 amino acids)
Molecular function (GO): GTPase activity; GTP binding
Source: RefSeq, a predicted model, not a curated record